AUGUUUCUACUUAGGGAGGUAACCAAGGCAAAAUCUAUGCUUGCUCGCUUGGGUAGAAAAAUCCUUGUGGUCAUACGUGACUAUCCUAUUUUCCGUCAUAUUAUGCUCCGCGCUUCUUGUGCUCAGCUCUCUACAAUACAUGGACAAUACGUUCAAAUUAUCUCAGCACGGGUUUUUGCAUCAGGUGCUAUAUCUCCGGGUGGUCCCAAGGAAGCAACGAUGGACGAAAUAUCUGAAAAAAUCAGGGUAUUGGAGGAAAAGGAGAAGGACUUAGCGAAACAGUAUGGGAUGACCGGGGACAUCGACUCAAUUGAGGUUCGAGGAGAAGCCAAAGCACGGGCCUUUUCGGAGCUCGGGAACAGCCAGCUUUUAUCGGAUUUGAGCAAUCUCCAAGAGCUCUACGAUAACCGGCGAAAGUUCGAGAUAUUGAAACUUCAUCUUCGAAAAGGGGAAGGAUUUUCUUCACCCCUACAUGUUCCCCUGCACCAUGUCGGCACCUCACGAUUUUGGUCCCUUCUUAUGAGCAUUAGAACCUCUGGGUAUCUAAAAAUCACAUUCAGCAUCCAGCGUGUUUUCGGUUCUGAGAGCACUUCACCUGGAAAUUCGGUUUUCACUUGUCAUCUUGAUGCAUUUGCUGCUGUAGAUGCUAGCGUGACAUCCUCUCUUGAUAUAGAGCUCUUAUUCAUUACUGUAGGGAAUAUAAUUUCUUGGUAG
Molecule: messenger RNA, 714 nt
Organism: Desarmillaria tabescens
Lineage: Eukaryota; Fungi; Basidiomycota; Agaricomycetes; Agaricales; Physalacriaceae
Exons: 4
Coding region: 1-714 (237 amino acids)
Source: RefSeq, a predicted model, not a curated record